Encephalitozoon hellem ATCC 50504 is the source of this 807-nucleotide messenger RNA. Its product is annotated as ATP-binding protein. NCBI's taxonomy places the organism in Eukaryota, Fungi, Microsporidia, Unikaryonidae. The transcript has a single exon. The record is from RefSeq and is a predicted model, not a curated record. Gene Ontology annotation, cellular component: cytoplasm. Gene Ontology annotation, molecular function: GTPase activity. The coding region runs from base 1 to 807 and encodes 268 amino acids.
AUGAAGUAUGCAGAAGUCAUUAUAGGGCCACCCGGAAGUGGAAAGUCUACCUAUGUCAUGUGCAAGAAGGAGUGGCUUGCACAUAGAAGCCCAUACACAGUGAAUCUUGAUCCUGGCAACUGCAAUGACAGGGAGUUCGAUUAUUCAAUAUGCUCAAUCUCUCCGUCCUUGAUGUAUCAGGAAAAGCAUAAUGUUGGACCCAACAUGUCUACAAAAUGCAUUCUAGAAGAAUUCUCUGCAAGAAUGGACGAGUUCUUUCAGGAGAAUAUUGAGGGAACGGACCACUAUAUUCUGUUUGACUUUCCAGGACAAGUGGAAUUCUUUAUGUCCAGCGACGUUCCCAACAAUAUAAUCAGAUAUCUCAAGAGUAAUGGAUAUUCGGUGGUCAUCGUCAAUCUUGUUGAUCUUGUAUUUUUCUCGAACGACCACUCAUUGAUUUCGUCAUAUUUGAUUUCCACACUAUGCCUAUGCCUCCUUGAGUCGGCUCAGAUUAAUGUGAUUAGCAAGUGUGAUAGCUGGAGAAAGCUUGAUCUGGGGUACCCUUUGGAAGACGUUGCAUCGCUAGAAUGCCUGGAGAAGGUGGGGAAGAAAAAGAAGAUACAUGAUGAGAUGGCUUCGUUUGUUCAGAACCAGGGGCUACUAGCCUAUGAGAUCUUGGAUUAUGACAACCCGGACACAGUCUUAAGCCUUCAGAUUGAGAUAGACAAAGCAAGCGGGCUUUUCUUCGAAGACGAUUACUUUGCAACUGAAAAAAUAACAAGCAUCCCUUCAAAAGACGAUGUACUUUCAAGAUACAGGCUGGAGUAA